This is a messenger RNA of Lichtheimia ornata, 855 nucleotides long. RefSeq lists its product as uncharacterized. The record is from RefSeq and is a predicted model, not a curated record. The transcript is spliced from 3 exons. Lineage: Eukaryota; Fungi; Mucoromycota; Mucoromycetes; Mucorales; Lichtheimiaceae. The coding region runs from base 1 to 855 and encodes 284 amino acids.
AUGCCAGCCCAUAUGAUGGCAACGACCACUUGUGGUCAUGGUGGUGCCAAUACGUGCAAUGACGACUCAACAUCAGCUGAUCAAAAGCAAAAAGCAUAUGCUUUUAUGGAUGAAAAGUAUUCUACCACCGGCAUGUCACUAAAGAAUGACCCUGAUAAUACAACACAACAACGACGACGACUUUACUUUGGACGACCGCUCGUUGAAUCAAUAGCUCUCGGUUCCAUAUCACUGGGGAUACUUGCAUUGACGUUUAUUGCAUCCCUUGCAUGUGUAUCGACAUCUUUGAUUGGAUUGGCAGGAUUGCGGUACAAGCAACAGCCGUGUCGUCAUGCCCUUCUUUCCUUAUAUCAUGUAUUGCUAUGGCUUUGUCUUGCGCUGAUUGCAGCUGUUGCCUAUGUGGCAUGUGAUAUUCGAUCGGAGGAUGAUUUGGGGGUUCAAUGGCGGGAAGACCUUGGCUAUCGCGAUCAUCUUUUGCUUCAAUCGACUAUGGCAUGCUGUGGAUACGCACACCCAAUGGAUUAUGCAGCUUAUAAAGGCAUCUGUCGUCCGGAAUCACUUGUGCCCGGCUGUAGCUACAAGCUAUAUCUAUUUCAACAAGCGUUCCUAUCAACGACUCGAAUAGGGUCAUUGACCAUUGUGCCGAUCCAUAUUUUUGUCAUUGUGGUUGCCAGCCUUUAUUCGCACCACGUGGAGCACUUGUUUAGCGUCAGCAAAUCAAUUCGAUCGUCCUCUGGUCCUUUUCCUAAAAGGGAAAAGCGACCAUAUGCUUCAGACCAACAGCAGCAGCUCUAUGAUAUCCCGACAACGAAAUUUGAUGUUCAUUGUCCUGCCUGUGUAGGCUGGUCCCUUUGA